Molecule: messenger RNA, 2376 nt
Organism: Sardina pilchardus (European sardine)
Lineage: Eukaryota; Metazoa; Chordata; Actinopteri; Clupeiformes; Clupeidae
Product: protocadherin gamma-A2-like
Exons: 1
Coding region: 1-2376 (791 amino acids)
Biological process (GO): homophilic cell-cell adhesion
Cellular component (GO): plasma membrane
Molecular function (GO): calcium ion binding
Source: RefSeq, a predicted model, not a curated record
AUGGGACAAAUCCGAUAUUCUAUACCUGAGGAAAUGGCGAAGGGUUCUAUUGUCGGGAAUAUAGCAAACGAUCUUGGAGUUGAACUGAAGCGGCUUGUGUCCGGAAGGGCUCGAGUAUUCACCUCGGAUGGCAGUGAGUACGUUGGGUUGGAUAGAGAAAAGGGGCAGCUUGUUGUAAAGCAAAGAAUGGACCGCGAGCAGCUAUGUGGGGAGGUAGCCGCUUGUAGUCUGAGUUUUGAUGUAAUUCUAGAAAACCCCAUGGAGUUGUAUCGUGUAACCGUUGAUGUAGUGGAUAUAAAUGACAAUAGCCCUGUAUUCCCAGGGAAUGAAAUCGAUCAAGAAAUCAGCGAAUUAACCCUACCGGGAGCACGUUUCUCUUUAGAGAGCGCGAUCGAUCCAGAUGUGGGCAUGAAUACCUUACAAAAGUAUGUUUUACAUCCCACAAACCAUUUCAACCUGAACGUGCAAAGCAACGCACAUGGUAGUAAAAAGGUUGAAAUGGUUCUUAAAACACCUUUAGACAGGGAGAAAACGGAUAAUCACUACCUCACUCUCACCGCUUUUGAUGGCGGCAAUCCACAACGGUCCGGGACGGUAAAAAUCCACAUUCGUGUUCUCGAUGUGAAUGACAAUGCGCCUAUAUUUAAUCAGCUAUCAUACAAAGCCUCGGUGCUCGAAAAUUCACCGAUAGGUACAUUGGUAACAACUGUUACAGCAACGGACGCUGACGAGGAAUCAAGCGCUAAUAUCCAGUAUUAUCUUGAGCAUGCCACGGCUAGUGUCAAAACCUCAUUUAGUAUUAACACAUUAACUGGUGAGGUAAAGGUAGCCGGAUUAAUAGACUACGAGAAAUACAAACAAUUCCAGAUAAACGUAAUGGCUAAAGACAACGGGGGUUUGAAAGCCUCGUGUGAAAUCAUAAUUGAUGUUAUUGAUGUAAAUGAUAAUGUUCCAAAAAUAACCGUCAUGUCAUUUUCCAGUACUUUGCCUGAAAACGCAGCACAUGGAACUGUUGUAGCAAUGAUUAAUGUUCAAGACAUAGAUGCGGGUGAAAACGGUAAAGUAACAUGCUCAAUCCCUCGGACAUCUCCAUUUAAAAUAGUCUCGUCGUCCUUACCAAAUUAUUACAACCUAGUGACAGAUUCAGCACUGGACAGAGAACAGACACCCGAGUAUAAUGUAACCAUAACUGCCGUAGAUGGAGGGAAUCCGUCGCUAUCCAGCGAAGAGACACUAUGUGUAAAGAUAUCAGAUGUCAAUGACAAUGCGCCAGAAUUUGAGCAGGAAACCUAUAAUGCCUUAGUACUUGAAAACAACUCCCCAUCAUUGUCUAUAUUCUCGGUAAAAGCUAAGGACGCCGAUUGGGGCCCAAAUGCAAGAAUAUCUUAUUUUCUCGACGAUGGGAGUUUAAAUGGGACACCUCUGGCAUCAUUUAUUUCUAUAAAUACAGACACUGGCGUGAUCUACGCCAUGAAGCCUUUUGAUUAUGAACAGAUGAAGUCUCUGAAAAUAAGAAUCAAAGCACAGGAUGGAGGCACUCCCCCUCUGAGCACCAAUGCAACACUGAACAUCUUUGUGCAAGAUCAGAAUGAUAACACACCACAAAUACUCUAUCCAGUGCAGACCAGUGGCUCUGUGGUGGCAGAAAUGGUGCCACGAUCAGCUGAUAUUGGUUAUCUGGUGACCAAAGUGGUGGCUGUCGAUGGGGACUCUGGACAGAAUGCCUGGCUCUCAUAUAAGCUGCACAAACCUGCAGACAGGCCGCUGUUUGAAGUGGGUGCACAGAAUGGAGAGAUCAGAACUGUGCGCCAGGUGACUGAUAAAGAUGCUGUGAAGCAGAAACUCACUGUUGUAGUGGAGGACAACGGACAGCCCUCUCGCUCAGCUACAGUCAAUGUGAACGUGGCGGUGGCAGACAGCUUUCCUGAAAUACUCUCAGAAUUCACAGACUUUACGCACGACAAGGACUACAAUGAUAACCUGACUUUCUACUUAAUCAUAGCCCUGAUAGUAGUGUCAUUCCUCUUCAUUUUCUCUGUCAUUGCAAUCAUAUCUGUCAAAAUCUACAGAUGGAGACAGAGAAAGUUGUAUUAUAAAUCGGCCAACAAUCUCCCAGUCAUCCCCUACUAUCCUACCAUGUACUCUGAUGGGACUAUGCAGCAAGUCUACAAUUAUGAGUUUUGUGGGACCACUGAUUCGAGGAGGAGUGACAUGAAACCUAUGAGACCGUACAGUCAGAACACCCUGGUGAGCCUGAGUCGGCCAGGAACAGUACUGAGAGAAAAGAAAGAACAGCUGGAUGCUGAUUUCUCUCUAGAGGUGAGGUCAGCAUACUUGUAUGCUUUAGACUUGCACUACAGGUCACUUGGAAUUUAG